Messenger RNA from Anopheles merus, 611 nucleotides. RefSeq lists its product as uncharacterized. The record is from RefSeq and is a predicted model, not a curated record. The transcript is spliced from 2 exons. NCBI's taxonomy places the organism in Eukaryota, Metazoa, Arthropoda, Insecta, Diptera, Culicidae. Bases 295 to 540 code for a protein of 81 amino acids.
UAAACAUUGUUUAAGGGUAUUACUGGCCAUUAUUCGUACAUCAAAUGAUGAUGCAGUGAUUCUGGUUUCGUGCUCAAAAUGUGAUGAAAAGUUCCAUUUAAAGCCUUGUUUAAAUCGUUUUUAAAUGCUCACUGUGUUGUAAGUAAUGAGUAAAGUGAAUUGCAACACGCUUUUAGUGUCCAAUUAGAAGCAAACCGCAGCUGGAUUCGUUCAUACCGGCACGCGCUUCUCACCCAUCCGGCAACGUAAACAAUAAACCCUUGAAGCAGCAAGCGACACGCCAGAAGGGAGAAAAUGGAUCGGGAGGAAGACUUUGACAUCUCCAAGCGAGAUGCGAAGCGGCUGGCGGAACCGCUCAUUAAGGCCGCCUACGCGGACGGUAUCGAUGCCGGGCGGCAAGUGCACUAUCAGCGCAAUUUUGACGAGGGCUACCGGAAAGGGUUCGCCGCCGGAUUCGAGCACGGUCAGCACCAGGCCCGGCGAGCACUGGAGGAGCAAGGGAGAAGACCGGCAGCAACCGGUGGUGGUGGUGGUAGCUGAUGAGACGUGUCGGGCGUAAUCGAUCAAAAAUGACGUUGGAAUUGGAAAUACAUGCAAGAAGAGCUGCGUAA